Molecule: messenger RNA, 1410 nt
Organism: Branchiostoma floridae (Florida lancelet)
Lineage: Eukaryota; Metazoa; Chordata; Leptocardii; Amphioxiformes; Branchiostomatidae
Exons: 9
Coding region: 1-1410 (469 amino acids)
Molecular function (GO): carbohydrate binding
Source: RefSeq, a predicted model, not a curated record
AUGACGACCUUCCUACAAGGAGUGGCUGAGGGAAGGAUCAUAGUUAUAAUUGUUUGCGGCAGUGGGAACACAGACGUGGACAACGAACCCAAUCUGGCACCUUACGGAUCUACAACUACUCGACUAGGGUUUCGAGAGUCCUAUGCCAUGAUCACACAGAAGGGAAAGACUCCAUCUUGGUUCGUGGAGAAGAUGAACGCUAUAAGUGAAGGACCAACCGUUGUAGAGGUCUUCAUACCAACAGGUUCUACAGCCGUGACGACAGUUCCUCCAGACACCAUUGCGACCUCCGUCUUCGACACGGGAAAAGAAACAUGUGGGCUAUCGUCUUUUCACCAUUUCCCUCAGACACGUUGCCCGGGAAAUACCGUGACCCUCCACAGCGACGUUACCCUCCAGUUCUGUGUGGAGGCUUGUUGUAAAGACCCGUCAUGUCUGUCCUUUAACUACAACACCAUGUCCAAGUGCAAGUUGAAGAAUUACGUGUGCUCAGCCGAGGAGAAAGAGGUGUCAUCAAUUGGCAACAUGUACGAUCGGAUUGUUGGGCCAGAUGGCAAUAUCGCUCUUGGGAAGGCGGCAUUCCAAACAAGCACCAACUGGGAUGCAGACGGGCCUGCCAGCCGUGCAGUGGACGGAAACACAGAUCCCGACCUCACCAAUGGAAAGUCCUGUACACACACGAAUGGAGAGGAUAAUGCCAGCUGGUGGGUGGAUCUGGGUCAAGCGUACAUGGUUGACAGAGUAGUAAUCUACAACCGAAUGGACUGGGGUCCGGAGCGACUCAACCCUUUCAACAUCCACAUCGGUGACUCCGACCAGGUCAGCGCGAACCCCAUGUGUGGUGGUAAUCAUCAAAUCGACGUCACCAAGCCCUCCAUGUCGGUCCCAUGUCCGGGGAUGCGGGGACGGUACCUGGGUGUUCGUCUUCCAGGGUCGAACCGGAAAUUAAGCCUGUGCGAAGUCAAGAUUUUUCCAGGUGAAACCCCAGGAGCCAUGGCAGCGCUGACAACAACACAGUCUCCACCCACGACCCUCUCGGUAUCAACAGCGACAACGCCAGGUCAAAAAACAGCUUAUGGCUGUAGGCAUGAAUACCUGCAGCUGUCAUGUGCGGAGGGAGAGACGCUCUGGGUCUUGGACGCCAACUUCGGCCGGACGUCCACUACCCACCCCUGUUCUUCAUGCAAUAACUGCCCCACCGACUGCCGAGCAGCCAGCAGCCUAUCAGUUGUGAGGAGUGCCUGCCAGGGCCAACGACAGUGCAGCGUGCUAGCCCACCACAGCGUUUUCGGUGACCCCUGCUCCGGGAUCAACAAGUACUUGGAGGCGUCAUACCGAUGUAUCACAGGUAUAGGUACAUCGAGAGUACAACACGGUGUAUUCCGCAUCACCCCAUGGCUAAGGCCCUGA